Phyllostomus hastatus (greater spear-nosed bat) is the source of this 612-nucleotide messenger RNA. RefSeq names its product cardiotrophin-2-like. The record is from RefSeq and is a predicted model, not a curated record. The transcript has 3 exons. Bases 1 to 612 code for a protein of 203 amino acids. NCBI's taxonomy places the organism in Eukaryota, Metazoa, Chordata, Mammalia, Chiroptera, Phyllostomidae.
AUGAGUUGUUUGCUGGCCCCUCUCUGCCUGUUGACCCUGCUGCUGCCACCCCUCAGUUUGGGGGCCCCCUCUUCCCCAGCUGAGCCCAUCAGUCAAGCCUAUAGCCUGGCCCUCUACAUGCAGAAGAACACAUCAAUGCUGCUGCAGACUUAUCUCCAGUACCAGGGCAGCCCUUUUAGUGACCCUGGCUUCUCAGCACCUGAGCUCCAGCUGAGCAGCCUGCCACCUACCACUGUCUCCUUCAAGACCUGGCAUGCCUUGGAUGAUGGGGAGCGGCUGGGCCAUGCCCAGGGGGACUUCUUGGCUUUGACCCAGCACCUCCAGCUCGUGGGGGAUGACCAAAGCAGCCUGAACUCUGGCAGUCCUAUCCUGCUGGCUCAGCUCAGGGCUGCGAGACUCAGGGCCCAAGGCCUGUUGGGCAACAUGGCUGCCAUCACGACUGCCCUGGGCCUGCCCAUGCCCCCUGAAGAGGACACUCUUGGGCUUGUCUCCUUUGGAGCCUCAGCCUUCGAGAGGAAAUGUCGAGGCUAUGUAGUGACCCGGGAAUAUGGCUACUGGACAGACAGAGCUGUGAGAGACUUGGCUCUGCUCAAGGCCAAGUACCCUGGAUAG